Messenger RNA from Daucus carota subsp. sativus, 803 nucleotides. RefSeq lists its product as uncharacterized. The record is from RefSeq and is a predicted model, not a curated record. The transcript has 2 exons. NCBI's taxonomy places the organism in Eukaryota, Viridiplantae, Streptophyta, Magnoliopsida, Apiales, Apiaceae. The coding region runs from base 363 to 617 and encodes 84 amino acids.
CAAAUGUAUAUUUUUCAGUAUAAAGAUAUAUCUCGCAACACAAAAUGACUAAUAAGCACUCAGUUGUAGAUUUACCCAUUCAAUUAAAUUUUCCAUAAUUAAUAUUCAGCCCAAGCCUGUCUUACAAUCUGCUUCACUUCUCCGGAAGGAGACCUGGUUCCUCUCCAGCUUUACCCCCUCCCCCUACCUCACUCCCAAUCUCUUACAAACCAACACCUGAAAGUUCAAUUGUAGUCUGGUUCUAGGUACUUGUCGGAAUACUGAACUUGUCUUUAUAACGUGUAGCAGAACGAAACAACUUGAGAUAUCUGAAUAAGGAGAAUUCAUGGUAAAGCACAAACGUAAGUGAUGAAAGCAAGAAGAUGCUGUGGUGUGGUACAUGUCACUACUUGAAGAGGAACAUGUGUCUAAGGGGCACUUGGGUCUUCUCUGUUGCUGGUGCUUUGAUUGCUAUACCCGUUGGUAUAAAACGGAAAUCUUUGGCACCCCUAGUGUUCUUUGGCACCACAGGCACCAUGGUGGAUAUAAUGCUGGGGAUCAGUGCCUGUGAAAGGGAGCAUGCAGAACGGCAACAGAAACUUCUGGAAGAACAGAAUGCUGCAGCUACUGGUACUUAGGCAGAUGCUGUAACUGAGUCUUGACCCUCCAAAUGCACUACUUGUUAUCGAAACCUAAUGCUGUAACUGAGUCUUGACCCUCCAAAUGCACUACUUGUUAUCGAAACCUAAUGUGCUCUUUCAACAACAUAUUUUAUCAGUUCAUAUCAUCUUCCGCUUUGCCUAAUACAUCAAUAAAUUACAUCC